ACUAUGGCAUAUGGGUGAACAUUUGUAGGUGGAAUCAAGAUUAUAUAAGAAGUUAAACACCAUAGUGUCCUUAAGUCGUUGAAGUGUAGUUAGCGCAACUAGUCGUUUGCUGUUCAAGAGAGAUUUGGAUCACUUUCAAUAAGGGCAGUGCAGUCAAGUGUGCUGAAUGUCUGACGAGUUUACAAGACGUUCAUUUCCUGACCCCUAUGCGACCCUAGGAAUAAAACGAGCUGCAACACCUGAUGAGGUAAAGAAAGCCUAUCGAAGGCUCGCCCUCAAAUGGCACCCCGACAAAAAUCCAAACAACCUUAAGGAGGCCGAGCAACGUUUUAAAGAAAUCUCCCAAGCCUAUGAAAUCCUGUCUGUUGAAAAGAAGCGUUUUAUCUACGAUAAGCACAAUGAGCGGUGGGGUCCUGGAAAAGACAACCCCAAAUCGAGCACUGACCCCAACCACGGAUGGAAAGAGUUUGAGGAGUUGUUGGCUUCGUUCGACAUCCGUAAGCCAGAAGAUAUAUUUAAAGAUUUCUUUCAAGAUGAGCAGCUAGCCAAAGAUUUAGCAGAGCUCUGUGGCAAAGCGAUAAGCUGUGUUGUCUCGUCUGUCGCGGAAAAUCUGAGAAAGCACCUGAACUCCCACGUUGUUCUCAUUCAAAAGAGAACGCAGGCGCUCGCGUGCUGGCGUCCCACACUCAACGAACAUAGAGAUUCCUUGGGCCAACAUCGAAUGGCUCAUACCAGAGCAUUUACGAGACUACCACAACGUGACCUCUACGCCGUUCUCGGAGUAAAGCGAACCGCAACAUCUGAAGAAGUGAAAAAAGCGUAUCGAAAACUUGCCCUUAGGUGGCAUCCGGAUAAGAAUCCACACAAUCGCGAAGAAGCAGAGCGACGUUUUAAGGAAAUCUCUGAAGCCUACGAAAUUUUGUCUGACGAAAGGAAACGCCGUAUCUAUGAUGCCUAUGGAGGGCACCGUGGUAUUCCGGCCAGUGGUUCUGUCCGAGCGGCCACCAGCAGUCCUUGGCCUAGUUCAUACAGCAGCCGAGUGUGGGACAAAGAUAUAGAGGAGUUUUUAGCUUCAUUUCGGUUCCGGAAUCCAGAGGAUGUGUUUAAGGAGUUCUUUCGGGACGACAACUUCAGCGACCUUGCCAGCUUCUUCGGCAAAACAAUCAGGAUUAAUAUACAGUCGGGGCCACAAACAAGGCCUGGCUAUCGUUCCCCACAUUAUCACAGAAAUGCUACAAACCCUUUUGCUAGAACGAGCACGCAGUCACCAAGCAGCAGUUCGCCUAGCGACCCAUCCCCAAAGACAAGAAGUUCAACGCGAAUGGCUAAAAUGACGAGCGUGCAUUUCGUAAAUGGCCGAAGGAUCGAAACCACUCGGUACAUGGAAGGCGGGAAGGAAAUUGUUAUCACUAAGGAGGAUGGCGUCGUGACAAAGAAAACUAUUAAUGGCAAGCCGGAACCACUAUAGUUGGAGUUAAUGCGAGCAAAAGGCCAACGGUGCUGCAUAAGGGAAGGUGCGUUAACGUAACGGUUAGGUAAGGUCUACAGAUAAAAAUGAAGUAGAUAUACGCGCAAAAUUGUGGCGACAAAAUAUACUCUACCUAAAUCACGCUCGGUAAAUUUCAGUCAAUGAAAUCAUUUUCAAAGAAAGUUUAUAAAUAAACUUUCUCGCAUAUUUAAUUAGCUUUCCAUAAAUUACUUUACGAACAAUAAAAUAAAAUAAAACACGGCGUACAUGACGCCAUCGUAGUCUCGCUUAUCCCAGGGCCCUAUCAUCCAUCCUUCAUGCAGAGCCUAGAUUAAUUUUGUAGAUGAUUUACUUGCUUGCUUUGGCGCAUAAGCCCAAGAUAAAAUGCGUAAUCGCGUACCCAGGAAGCUAGAAACUAGGCGUACAUUCUAAGUGGCUUUUGUGGGAACUCGUUAUUGACACUUGGGUAAACACUACUACGAUCUUGGAAAUAAAGUAGAUAGUGCCGAACGCUAUCUUUCUUUUGUUCUGAAACAAUUUUAUGCAUAAAACGUUCCUAUGAACCUGCAUAAAACGUUCCUAUGAACCUGCAGAAAGGUCAAGGAACUACCCAUGCUCAAAUGAAGGACAGAUACAUUAACCUAAAUCUUGCUCUUAUGAGUUGAGUUAGCUUUUAUGCUUACGCGACUUUUUAGGUGUUUAGGACAGAUUAGGCACAAAUCCUGUGGAGAACG
Molecule: messenger RNA, 2202 nt
Organism: Varroa destructor (honeybee mite)
Lineage: Eukaryota; Metazoa; Arthropoda; Arachnida; Mesostigmata; Varroidae
Product: dnaJ homolog subfamily B member 8-like
Molecular function (GO): Hsp70 protein binding
Source: RefSeq, a predicted model, not a curated record